Acytostelium subglobosum LB1 is the source of this 1104-nucleotide messenger RNA. RefSeq lists its product as hypothetical. The coding region runs from base 1 to 1104 and encodes 367 amino acids. Gene Ontology annotation, biological process: actin filament organization; cell motility. The transcript is spliced from 3 exons. Gene Ontology annotation, cellular component: plasma membrane. The record is from RefSeq and is a predicted model, not a curated record. NCBI's taxonomy places the organism in Eukaryota, Evosea, Eumycetozoa, Acytosteliales, Acytosteliaceae.
AUGUUCUUUGAACUCUUUAGCGUAUCAGAGGAUAGUAAUCCAGACCUGCCAAUAUUCCCGAUACUAUUCUCACACAAGAAUGCCUUUGAAGAGGUCUAUUGUAUCGCGUUCAAGCUUCUAGACCUGACAUGGGAUACGAUGAACGCCAGUUACAUGGAGUUCCCCAAAGUGAUUGCCACUGUGAAGCAAGCUAUUGUCACAGCACUGGAAACGAAGCCAACUACCCUGGAAGCUUUUAACUGGGCGACAGGAUCAUCAAAGAAGACCAACAUGUUCCACAAUGAUGAUGACAAUAUUGAGAAUGAGGACAUCAAGCAAUUGAAGCUGGUGGUGCAGAAUGACAUGAUGGAGGUGGUAAAGAAUCAAAAGAUUGCCAUCAUGACGGAGGGCAUCUACUUUAAACUUCAGAAGCCUAUCAAGGGCAAGACAUCCACACAAACAUUUACCAAUAUGUUUGUCCGACUGGCGCCAGGCACCCAGGACGAGAUUCAAUACUCGUAUUGCAGCCAGGAUCCAACGAGCCAAGCAAACACCCCCUCUGCCCAAUCACAACCAGCGUCAACAUCAAGCAAUCGCCAAGAGCUCACUGGAUCAUCGAGUAUGGUUCCACAGACGACACCUCAAUCACCGACACUGGCGUCCACUCCCGCCAGUCCAUUGUCUGCGGAAAAGAGCAAUCCAAUGUCCUACGUCAAUGUCAGGCUCACCGAUAUAACGUUCAGCGCCACGGCUGCACCGACCGAUGCAUCAAGGGGUCGCCAGAAGCCAGACACCAAGGCACAGCAACAGCAACAACAGCAGCAACACUUCUUCCAAGUGACGCUGGGCAAGGAAGUGUUUGAUUUGGUUGGCAACUCACGUGACGAUCACUCCAACUUUGUCGACUGCAUCCGAGCCAUCACCAAGAAGCCCUUUGAAUGUCCCGAGACAAUUGAGGAGUACAAGACAUUGGUCAACUUGAGUCUCAAGCUCAAACUGCUUGACCUCGAGGGCGUUGAACUACCAAAGACAGCACCAAAGGUACCACCUCCACCAGCAGACUUUAACUUCCUGACCAAAGAGGUGCAUUCCAUGCGUCAAAUACUCCAACAUCAGUUGAAAUAA